This is a messenger RNA of Naumovozyma dairenensis CBS 421, 192 nucleotides long. RefSeq names its product Cox14p (gene COX14). Bases 1 to 192 code for a protein of 63 amino acids. The transcript has a single exon. NCBI's taxonomy places the organism in Eukaryota, Fungi, Ascomycota, Saccharomycetes, Saccharomycetales, Saccharomycetaceae. The record is from RefSeq and is a predicted model, not a curated record.
AUGGCAAGAUAUGCAUGGUACACUAGAGUAACUGACACAUUACAUCGUCUAACUGUACUUACUUUAGUUGGUGGUACUCUUUAUAUGUCAGGUGCAUUAGCAUAUACAUUAUAUAUGAAUGGUAAACGAUAUGAAAAACAAGUUACACAGAAGGAAUCUCCUGAAGCGAUAAACAGUAAUACCCCUAAGUAA